Vitrella brassicaformis is the source of this 1553-nucleotide messenger RNA. The record is from the annotation of a GenBank genome assembly. Lineage: Eukaryota; Vitrellaceae.
CAUCUCAGGCUAAGUCGGCAAAAAACAACAAGGACGGGCCAUCUCGCUCGCGCCCCCCCUUCGGCCAGACAGCUUCCAUGCACAGGGUCAGCCAGGCAAAAAGAGGGCAGGCAGUUGAAAGGAAAAGCAGCCAGUCCAUCUAUCCAGUCAGUACUUCAAUCAGGCGGCUAAUGGUGGCGGCCCUCCCGGCCCCUCCGCCGGAAGGCAUAUGGGGCGCCUUCCUUCCACAGGUUGAGCUGCUGCUGCUGCUGCUGGGCGGCUCCCUUGUACGCCGGCAUGUCCUCGAUCUCGCGCUCCAGGCGGGACUUCUUGGCGGUGCCGUGGCUGGCCUGCUGUCCGUCGCCAUCAUUCCUCUUGCGCUUGUCCCUCCCGCCGCCCGCACCCUUGCCCGCCAUGCCGCCCGCUGCCGCCUUGAGGCACAUGUACUUCUUCCUUGCGCGUCUGUCGCGCCGCUUCUCGCGCGCACACCUCCUGAUUGAUGGGUCGAUGCACACAUAGAUGUGUCGAUCUCUCUCUCUCUCCACAUGGAUGAGUGUGUGCGCGUAUCAAUGAAUUGUGUACUUCCCUGUGCCCGCUCUAGGCCUUCCAGCUUGGCCAACUCAUACUGGUGCCGUGCAGAGAAGAGGUCGCGGCUUGCCAGCGCCACCGUGUCGUGCGCUCCAGCUCCAGCUCUUCGAUGCGCUUCGACAUCCACUCCAACUCGUCUCCUUACCUGCGUCCAUCCAUCCAUCCAUCCAUCGAUUACAUGCAUACUCCCUGUCUGUUUGUGUGUGUGUGUGUGUGUGGUGCUUCCCUCUCUCUGUCGCCCUGCUUACACGUCCAGCCUAUCCCGCGCCUUGUGCAGUUCAGCGAAGAGUCGAUCGUUCUCCUCCCUAACAACCCUGCAGAAGAGCAAUGAACCGAUGUCAAGUCAUUCAUAGGCAAACACGUAUGUGUGCAUGUGGGAGGCCUGUUUGUUUGUGCAGAAGAAUCGACUCACCGGGCCACCUCGCUAUUGUCUUGAGCUGCUGGCUGCUGAGAGUCGAGCGGACGGCCACAGAGGUCUAGACCAACCUGACAUGGCCAUUAAAGAGCGGAUACCAAUCACAGCCAACCCGCCAUCGGUUGAGAUGCAUAUGGACGGAUUUCUCUGUCAUCUUUGUGCAUUUGUGUGUGUGUGCGGGUGGGUGAGCUGAGGGCGUUUCGUUCGAUGCUUGCUCCCCGUUCCGCGUUGACAGCCAAUGACGAGACACCAACUACAGAGAGACAGAGAGAGACACGACUGUCAUCGACACACCCACAUGCACACAGACAGAUUCCUUGCAUGCCCGUCUGUCUGUCGUAGUGCUCUGUAUGUAUGCUGUGUGCUCACAUACAUGGCCUUCUGCCUGCCGAUUCCCGUGUUGACGCUGACACGACCUUGGACACAGCAUCGGGCACCACGGCUGGAACAGUGCACACACACCUGUAAGGCCAUGGACUCUCUCUGUGUGUGUGUCCCUCUGUCGGUGGACGUGUAGAUCUUCUGAGGGUCGGAGGGCAGCUCGCACAGGCGCUGUAUGGUGAACGGAGGC